Molecule: messenger RNA, 3465 nt
Organism: Rosa chinensis
Lineage: Eukaryota; Viridiplantae; Streptophyta; Magnoliopsida; Rosales; Rosaceae
Product: putative disease resistance protein RGA3
Exons: 2
Coding region: 22-2652 (876 amino acids)
Biological process (GO): defense response to other organism
Molecular function (GO): protein binding; ADP binding
Source: RefSeq, a predicted model, not a curated record
CUUUCUUUCAUCCAAAUCAUCAUGGAGUUUGUCUACGGCAUAGCUGAGACAGUCUUGGGUAGGCUAGCUUCACAUGCUUCCCAAGAAGUCUCCUUGGCAUGGGGUGCCCAACUUGAGCUCACCAAGCUCAACAAGACCUUAUCUGCCAUCAAACUAGUGCUCGAGGAUGCAGAGAAGAAGCAAGUGAGGAAUCCCCCAAUCACUCGUUGGUUAGGAAAUCUCAAAGAUGUUUGCCAUGACGUUGAUGAUGUCUUGGACAAACUGGAGUUCCAAAAGUUGUGGUUGAAAGUGGAGGUCGAUAACUGUGGGAAGAUCAAAGGAAAGGUACGCCAAUCUUUUUCCCGUUGGAAUCCAGUAGUGUUUAACUUCAAAAUGGGACAUAAAGUGAAAGAGAUUAGAGAACGACUGGUUGAAAUUGAUAAUGAAAAGAGAGAGUUUGCUCUCCUUGAGGUUGCCAAGAUAGUUGAAGAUCAUCAUGCGCCCCAAGGGAUGCACGAUAAUAAAAGAGAGACUGACUCUUUAGUGGAGGCCUCAGAUGUUAUUGGGAGAGAUAAUGAUAAAAAACAAAUUAUCAGCCAUCUCUUAAAUAACACUGAUAUCUCUAGUGAGGAGAAUAUUUCUAUUAUUUCUAUCCUUGGUUUAGGAGGGUUGGGAAAGACAACUCUUGCUAAAUUAGUGUAUAAUGAUAGCAUGGUAGAGGAGAAUUUUGAGAUGAAAAUGUGGAUAUGUGUCUCAGAAAACUUUGAUAUCCGAACAUUAAUUCGUGGCAUUAUCAAUGCUGCGAUUAAACAAAAAUGUGAGGAUGAAAGUUUGGACCUCAUGAAAAAAAGAUUGCAAGAUACUUUGCGAGGUAGAAAGUUUUUGUUAGUGUUGGAUGAUGUUUGGGAUACGGAGUUAAUUGGAGUAACGAUAGAAAAAUGGAUUGGUUUAAAAAAUCUGUUAAAUGUGGGAGCUAAUGGAAGUAGAAUCAUCAUAACAACACGAAAUAGUUCAAUUGCUUUACUUGUGAAUCCUGCAUACAUGCACCCCUUAGAAGGUCUUUCCCACAAAGAAUGCAUGUCCUUGUUCAUUAAAAGGGUAUUUAAGAAAGGAGAGGAGCAACGCUAUCAACAUUUGAUAGAAAUUGGAGAGGAUAUUGUGAAGAAGUGUGGAGGAGUUCCUUUAGCAGUAGCUACUGUAGGGAGCAUGCUCUAUUUGAAAACAGAGCAACACCAUUGGUUGCGUGUUAGAGAUGAUGACAUGUGGAGCAUAAGGAAUGUCAAUAUUCUACCUGCACUCAAAUUGAGCUAUGACGCAUUGCCACAACACUUGAAACCGUGUUUUGCAUUUUGUUCACUUUUUCCAAAGGAUUAUUUAUUCCAGGGUCACCUUUUGGUUCCACUGUGGACAGCACAAGGCUACCUCAAGACAUCUGAGAAAAAUGAAGAUUUUGAACAUAUGGGUAUAGACUAUAUAAGGCAGUUUUGCUCUAGAUCUUUGUUUCAAGUGGAGAUGGAUCUCAAAACAACCAUAAGUUUUAAAAUACAUGAUCUAGUUCAUGAUUUAGCAAUUUCAGUGGCACAAGUAGAGUACUCCACAAUCAAUUUCCGUCCCUCUAGUGCUUUGGAAAUGGUUCGACAUGUGUCAAUAUCAGAAAAAGACUUACUUGGAGAAGAGGCACAAGUUCCCGAUUUCAUUCUCAAGUCAAAGAAAUUACGAACCAUUCUAAUUUUUGAAGAUGGCCAGAUGAAUCAACGUUUUGUGAAGACAUGCAUCUCAAGAUUCAAAUAUAUGCGGGUGCUAGAUCUUAGUGGUUCGCCUCUUGAGGAGCUACCAAGUUCCAUUGGUAGUUUGUUUCAUUUGAGAUUUCUCAACUUGUCUUCUAAUAGUAAGAUAAAAAGGCUUCCCAAUUCCAUCAGUAAGCUGCUGAAUUUGGAGACCUUGUCCUUUUGGGGUUGCGAAGCACUUGAGGAGAUACCCAAAGACAUAGGAAACCUGAUCAACCUCCGAAGCUUGGUGAUAACUACACAACAAAUGUAUUUGCCGAAAGGAAUUAGACGCCUCACCUUACUUCAAUUUUUAUAUUUUCAUGGAUGUGUCAAUCUUAAAUCUUUGGGAGAAGAGAUCGAAUUCCUCAACAAGCUUCGCAAUUUGUGGAUUAGCAGUUGUAAUAAUUUGGAAUCCUUGCCACCAAAUAUGAAACGCAUGACUACUUUAGAUACUUUGACUGUCGAUGAUUGCGAGGAGCUUCAGUUGAUGAUGAGAUCAGGGGAAGGUCCUCAAGGUCUUCGAUCAUUGAUUAUCAUGAAAUCAAGUUUGGAGGCUUUGCCCCCUUGGCUUGAAGAUUCUAGAGACACUCUACAGAGCAUAGCAGUUUCUGAAUGUCAUAAUCUCACGGCACUUCCAGAGUUGAUAAACUUCAAAUUCCUCGAGCAACUACACAUUGAAGAAUGCUCCAAAUUGUCUGCUUUUCCGCAAGGGUUGCAGUGCCUUACUGAGUUGAGAGAAUUGAACAUUAAAGGGUGUACUAAAUUGAGCAAAAGCUGCAAGAGGCAAUUAAAAGGUGAGAAUUGGUUGUCGAAGAUGGCAAGUCAUCCAAAGAUUACACUCGACUCUGAUGUGGAUACUGAUGAUGAAGAAGACGAAGAUGAAGGUACACCCAUGAUGGACUGAAGAUGAAGAAGAUGAAGGCACACCAAUGAUGAAGAAGAUGUAGCUGAACGUCAAGAAGGAGCUUUCAAUGACAAUACCAAAUCAAUUGAUACUUAGGCUUUCCAGCAAAAGCAUGCGUGCCUCCAUUGGAGGUGCUUCAAAAUGAAGAAGUCCUGCACUGCUGUAUUGUUUAUUUGUUUUAUGCUAGGAUCAUGUUCGAGCUUGGAAUUAGAGAGAUGUUGAUGAACUCAAAGUGAUGUGCGAUAAAACAAUGAGAUUUUUCAAGUAGCUCCGUCUGUGGUAGUUGUUUGAUUUUAUUGUAUGAUAAGGCAUAAGCUAGAAUGUUUCAAAUACUUGAGAAAUGUAUUGUGAUAGUUGUCUGAUUUUACUGUAUGAUAAGGCAUAAGGUAGAAUGUUUCACAAACUUUAGAAAUGUAUUGUGAUAUAUAGUUGUGUGAUUUUAUUGUAUGAUAAGGCAUAAGCUAGAAUGCUUCAAAAAACUUGAGAAAUGUAUAACUGAAUUUGAAGCUGAUAAAACUUUCAAUGUAUUAUAAUCAUAUGUGGAAGGCAGCCAAGCUUUGAAAAUAAAGACAUCCACUUUUGAGAUGGUUAUCUCUAGCAUAGGCCAUGUUUGUGGGGAUGCCCCUUGAUGGCAGAGCCGAUUGAAGACUCUGAUACAGAAGUGUUUAUGUCAAUUUACCGGUCGUAGCAUUUUAAUGGUGAUCAACAGUAUUGAGGUGAUGGAUGUUGCUAACCAUUUAUUGGCCAAAAAAGAUUGAACCGCCAAUCCCUAUCCACAACACUCUUGGUCCAAUACCGUGAAGUGAACACACA